This is a messenger RNA of Corvus hawaiiensis (hawaiian crow), 12844 nucleotides long. It is a transcript of the gene SYT10, whose product is annotated as synaptotagmin 10. The record is from RefSeq and is a predicted model, not a curated record. Gene Ontology annotation, molecular function: calcium-dependent phospholipid binding; phosphatidylserine binding; calcium ion binding. Lineage: Eukaryota; Metazoa; Chordata; Aves; Passeriformes; Corvidae. Gene Ontology annotation, biological process: regulation of calcium ion-dependent exocytosis; regulation of dopamine secretion; cellular response to calcium ion. The transcript has 7 exons. The coding region runs from base 115 to 1683 and encodes 522 amino acids. Gene Ontology annotation, cellular component: membrane.
CUCCCGCCGCCGCCGCCGCUCCGCCCCGCUCCGCUCCCCGCGGGAGGCAGCGCGGGUCGGGAGCGGAGCCGUCCCGCGCCGGCCAUGGCCUAGCGGCGGCGGCCGGAGCGCAAGAUGAGUUUCCCGGCGGAGAACGGCGUGGGCAGCCUCUGCCACAAGGCGCUGCAGAUCAUCUCGGAGCUGUGCCUGGGCGGGCAGGUGGAGCGGGAGAAGUGCGCCGGCAUCUUCCCCUUGGAGAGCGCCCGGCAGGGCAUCGGCGGCGCAGAUGUCUCAGUCAGUCUCUUAGCAGUUGUCGUCAGCUUCUGUGGGCUCGCCUUGCUGGUGGUCUCACUUUUUGUCUUUUGGAAGUUGUGUUGGCCUUGCUGGAGGAGCAAACCUCUCACCUCCAGUGCCAGCAAUGUCCCACAGAGCACCUCCAGCGCUCCUACGGAGGUUUUGGAGAACAGUGAGAAAAAGGAAGUUAAAGAAAAUGGGAAACCUACAACCAAGGUACUUGAAGCUGCACUGAAAAUUAGCCACACUUCACCUGAUAUUCCAGCAGAGGUCCAGAACGCGCUGAAGGAGCACCUGAUCAGACAUGCUCGAAUGCAGAGGCAGAUCACUGAGCCCACAUCCUCAUCAAGGCACAAUUCUUUCAGGAGGCACUUGCCACGGCAGAUGCAAGUGUCCAGUGUUGAUUUUAACAUGGGGACAGACCCGGUUUUGCAGAGGGGAGAGACAACAACCAGCAUUGGGAGAAUAAAACCAGAACUCUACAAACAGAAGUCUGUGGAUUCUGAUGGGCAACAAGAAGAUGUGAAAACAUGUGGAAAACUUAACUUCACUCUCCGGUAUGAUUAUGAGAAUGAACUUCUGGCUGUCACAAUUGUCAAAGCCUUAGAUCUGCCUGCUAAAGACUUCACAGGAACAUCCGACCCCUACGUUAAGAUUUAUCUGCUUCCAGAUAGGAAAAAGAAGUUUCAGACACGAGUUCACAGAAAGACAUUAAAUCCUGUCUUUGAUGAAACCUUUCAGUUUCCUGUAGCCUAUGAUCAGCUCAGCAACAGGAAAUUGCAUUUCAGUGUUUAUGAUUUUGACAGAUUUUCUAGACAUGACAUGAUUGGGGAAGUUAUUCUUGAUAACCUUUUUGAAGUCUCAGAUCUCUCCAGGGAAGCCAAUGUAUGGAAAGACAUCCACUGUGCCACCACAGAAAGCAUAGAUUUGGGUGAGAUCAUGUUUUCCCUUUGUUAUCUGCCUACUGCUGGGAGAAUGACAUUGACAGUCAUCAAAUGUCGGAAUCUCAAAGCAAUGGAUAUAACUGGUGCAUCAGAUCCCUAUGUCAAAGUGUCGCUGAUGUGCGAGGGACGGAGACUGAAAAAGCGGAAAACGACCACGAAGAAGAACACGCUGAAUCCCAUUUAUAACGAGGCCAUCAUCUUUGAUAUCCCUCCAGAGAAUGUGGACCAGGUCAGCCUCUCCAUUGCAGUGAUGGAUUAUGACCGAGUAGGGCACAAUGAGGUCAUUGGAGUAUGUCGGACAGGAAUUGAUGCUGAAGGGCUUGGAAGAGAUCACUGGAAUGAAAUGUUGGCUUACCCACGUAAACCAAUAACUCACUGGCAUCCUCUAGUAGAGCUACCUGGCCGAGCAACGAGUUUUGAUAGCCAGGGAUCCUGUUCCUCACCCAAACCACCGCUUACACCCUAGGGAGCAGGAGAGGAUUCAUCAUGGUCAGUGGCCAAAGCUCCCUCAUAGCUCACAUCUACAUAAACAGAAGGUUUGGCUUCUGCAGAUGAACUGUAUCCAUAUUUUUUUAUCAAAAUACAUUUUUCCUAUUCCAAGUCUUAUAUGACAGUUUAUAAUAAUUUGUUAAUGUAUGAAUGAAGUUGACUCGAGUCAAAUACAACCCUGCCUCGUGCAAAUUCAUUCACCUGUUUUAUCUCUGGCAUAUAUCCAGUGUCAUAUUCAAGCAGUGUUUUGACGGGACCUAUAUCUUUUCAUAGGCAAAGAAAUCAAACAAAAAGAUCCCUUAAGCAAUUCAAAACUACUGCAGCUUUUAACACCUAAUUCUUUUGAGGGAGAGCAAUUAGUCAUAUACAGCUCAUGUAGUCAAUUUCUUCUAAAUUGCACUAAAUCCUCUAUGACUUUGCAAGAUAGCACUUCAAGCUGAAUGUUGCAUGAAAAAAAACCAACUGUUGUCAUGUUUUGAGUAUCUGGAAAAUCAGUUCAUUCCUUGGGCAGGGAGGAAAUGCUGAUUUAAAGUCCACUGAAGGCAAUGAGAAGGAUCUACUGACUUCAAUAGGUUUUAGUCCAGCCCUAAUGGAACAGGUAUGAGAACUGGAUCUAUGCAGUUAUAACCUUCCAGCACCCAUGAUGACAGCUGCGUCUCUACACAAGUCAAACUGCAGAGGAGACAAUGCUCAGAAGUAAAGGAAUUUAUUUUAUGUGAUUUAUCUCUUCAGAAAAUUGACCAAAUAUUGCAGUUACCUACAACAUUUUUGUGAUUCUUGAUUUAAUGUGACAGACUUAGAUUUCUUUGAAGUUAUUUUGACUGAGUGCACAGCACACAUGGAAUUUAGUUUCUGGUUGCUGGCUGGAUGCCUCUAGACAUAUAUGCUAAAUAUGAAUUUGAGAUGUGUUUUCUGUCAGUUCAUGAAGAAAGAAAUUGAAAUGUGGCUAUUUUACAAGCAAGUUAACUCAUCUAUUAGAAUACACAGUGACAGCAAAUGCAAAAAACUAUUGGUUGUUGUCAGAUGAUUUAAAAACUAGAAGAGAACUGCAUAAUAUUUCAUGGAUUUGUCUCUAAACACUGCAGUUUACCUCAAUCAGAUAAAUAAGAUAAUUACUUUCUCUUUUCCUUUUUUCUUUUUCUUUCUUUCUAUGAAGAGUGUAGCAAAGACUGCAUGAUUGGGUCUGACGUUUUGAAACCUGGACUGCAAUCACAAAAAAGUUGUGGUGGUGGCACUUUUUGUAUCUUUGCAAUAUAUAUAAAGAAAAAUUAGGAGACCAUGUUUUUUCCAAGACAGCAUUUUUGCAGAAGUAUCAUGCAGGAGAAAAAUGUCAGUGGAAGAUUGAUUUAGGAUAAUGAAAGAAAUUUUGAGAAUUAAUCUAGAUAUGAAGGCAAAAGGUCAUUUUCGCAAACUUCUGAAGAACCAUUUUGGGUUGGUUUAGCCUGGUUGGCACAGAAUAUGUUCCUGAAGAUCCAGUCCCUCCUUGCCACUGACUAAUCUCUAAAACAGUCAAACAUGCCUGGAAGUGUCUUAACUGCUCCAGGAAAGCUAGCAGGGCUGGUCUUAACACUACAGGUGUAUCUAAGUCAAAAAAGGGGGUAGAUUUUGUACCUUGGCUCCUGUGCCUAUGAACACAGCAAGCAAGCAAAUAAAUAUAAAAAUCAAUCUUUCAGACAGUGUUUAAAAAUUAAAAAUUAAAAAAAAAAAGAAAGAAAAAAGGGGAAAAGGGAAAAAAGAAAAGGCUCCAGCCCAAGUUUCUGAAUGCCUGUUUCAGGUUGUAAUUCAUAGCCUCUAGGCAGAAAUGGUUUCUCCCAGAGAGGAUUGCUAAUGCUGAACACUGAUCCUCCCUGCUUAAGAUUGUAUUUUCAUCACCAUAAAUACAGAGCAGCCUUGCAGAAUUUCAUUCCUCCAUUUGCUCUGGAUGAGUAAUUUUUUUAAUAGGAGAACAAACUCUCCUCUGUGAGGUUUUUUUUCCUCCCAUCAUUAUUAUCCUAACGAAAUUCUGUGGCCUAGAUCAUUUUCAACAUGAUUCCGCAAGGCUGAUAUAGAAACAGAUGUAUAUGUAUAUAUAUGUGGAGAUUGAAAAACUAUUUUAUGUAUACAUUUAUCUUAAUAUAAAUUAUAUCUGCAGUGGCCUUUGUGGCCUAGAAAAUACUUUUUGUAAUGUGGUACUGUAACAGUUAACUAAAUAUUCUUUGCACUUUUUUGCACCUAAUAUCCAAAAAGCGAACAAAUUCACGAUCAAAUGUAGCAUAGGUGUUCAGCAAUGAGCAACGUAUUUUUACCUAUUUUAUUGUUCUCUAUGAGUAUCCUGUAUGUUUCAUCAUAGGUAGUAAGGUAUUUUGAGAUUCAUUUUCUUAAAUUUUAAUUGUUGUCAAAUACCAAAGGCUCAGUUUAUGCCCCCUUGUUGUGUUAUUUUUGGUAUUGUUAGUAACAAUAGUGAAUGACUUCAGUGUCUAAACUUGAUGGAUGGGUGCUCUGCAUCUAGGAGAAAUCAGGCUGCAAAAUCAUCAGGAUGUCUAACUUCAAAAAUGAUCCCCUAAUUAAUUAUACUUAUUCCCUUAGCAGUGAUUAAUAGAAUUAGCAAAAAAUAUUUUUUUUUCCCCAUUGUUUCCUUAGCCAUCUCAAGGGACAGGAUAUGUACUUAGUAUAUAACCCAUCCAUCAGCUCUAGGGCCUGGCUCACAAGUUACUCUCAGUGACAUCACAGAAGCACCAAGGAAGAGCUUAGCACAGUUUAAGUCAAGGAAUAGGUUGCUCAAUGUAUAUCUUUAUUUAGGAAUUUUAGAUAUUUUAAUUUGAAGAAGUUGCAAGUUCCCUGCUCCCAUCCUGAUUUUUUUUCCUGCUUAUCUACAUUUCUCCCAUAUCUCAUACAUUAGCAUAAUUUGGGAAGAAACAAAUGUGGCAAAAGGCUGGUGUAAAAUAUAUUGUAGUACUUCUACAACAGUUAAAAAAGCUUCAUUUCCUAAAGGCCUGAGUUAUUUUUCUUGAAGCAGUUUACUGGAAACAGCACUAGUACUUAACAAGAAUUGUAUUUUGCACAGCCUAGCUUUUUUUAAUACUUUCACACUGCACAGGUGAGCACAAGCUCAAGAAGAUUUAAGUCAUGUGCAGCACUCCAUGGCCUCAGCUUUGCAUCCCAGAACCAUACAGUUCUGCUGACAUGGCUCUUCUCCUCGCCCUCCCAGCAAGCAACGAGCUCUUUCCCCACCAUCUUUUUUCUAUGCUGGGCUUAGGAAUAUGAAUAUUAGCCAAAGACAAAGUGGCCAGGAACUUCCCCUGCAAAAUUUCCUCUUCUAUAAAUGGAAUUCCUUUGACUUCUUAUGUUUAAGUAAAAAAACUAUAUAUUUUUCUUAAAGAAUCAGCACCACAUUCAAUAUUUUUGAAGAAAAUAUUGAACUAACAAUAACUGUUUUCAUUGGGUUGAUUUUUUUUAAGGGGAAAAGCAAUUACUUACCUAAUUUCUUUCUGUGGAUGCAUUUUUGGAGCAAUAUUAAGAAAAAAUUUAGUUAAAAGGCUCAUUUAACCCAUCCUUUUCUCCUCUUUCUCAGUUUUUUAAUUGGAUUCAAUGUAAUCUUUUUAAAAAUUUUUAACAUGAUGAUGUACAACAUAUACAUGACAGUCUAGUUCCAAGAUUAUUUUGCUAUCUCUUUUUUAUAAACUUUUAUAUGUAUUAACUUUUUAUUAUACUCCAUUAAUUUAAUAGGCUUUAUACACCCGAAAUCAUUUGACUGUAAUUUUUGAGUGAGCAAACAUUUAAAAGAAGAGUAUUUCAGAACUCAGUAAUAGAGUUCUUCUUCUGCUGAAAAUGUAAAAUUUUUCAGAGAUCCAUAAAUGUGCCUGCAAAAUUUGAAAAUCACCUUAUUCAACCACGCAAAAACCCAGGUUUGCACAUACAAGUACUUGCACUGGCUGGAUGUACAAUCGCUAUUAUUUAGCACUUCUGUUACAACAGAACACCCACACCUAAUCAGAAAUACAUUUCAGUUCAUGAUAAACACAAAUCUGUACUGAGUGACAGUUCCUUGACCUGAAAGGUUCCUAUGAUGUUAUUUCAUACAAAUGAACAUGCUUGAAAAUUCUGUAAGCGUUAAAAUAUGACGUGUAUGUUAAUCAGACAGGGAGGAGACUUUUGGACAAAGUUCAUGCAAUAUGUAUUGGACCAUCCAAAAUAUGGAUAAAAUAUACCAUAUAUAUCAGAAAUACAAAUGCAUGAUUUGAUGGGACAUUUUCUCUCUCAUUCACACCACAGCAGAGACUCAGUUUAACUCGAGAUUCACUUUCAUUUAGCUUCUGAGGCUUGCCAGUCUAAACUGAGCUCUCUGAAAACAGCUAAAUCAUGGCACAGAGAUGACCACAGAAUUAGGAAAGACCAAGGAAAUUGUGGCAGUAGACACAAAGUUGUUCACUGCAACUGCAAGUGCUCUGAAAUGGAAACCUUCCUCCUGAAACUGAUAAUAAUUUCAGUAGUUUUAUCACUUAUCCUUUUUUUCUCUGCUGUAAAACAGCACAAAAGGAGCACAUUCCUGAAAAAGCAUAAGCAUUAGGCAUAGGAGUUAAUUGAGGUGCUGAUCACAGCCAUUUGCCUUUUCCAAGGCAAAGAAAACCUUAACUUCAAAAAGUGUCUUUUGUUUACUCAUCCAGGCGAAUAAUAUCUGCACACUUUCCCUUUUCCUUAACCCUGGAAACUGGCAGUUUUUUAACAGUGCACAGGAAACCAAGAGCUAGAAAUCUAAGAGAAAGUGAAGCUGCAGGUGGGAUUUAAAUUUCACGGGGGAAUCUGGUCAGGAGAAUGGAACUAACACCUUCAAUCUUGUGCUGAGUGGUAAGGGAUGCUUGAUGAUAGCAGGUGCUCAGGGCUGUGAUUUUAUGUUUUAUCUGAUAGUACCUCUACAAUGUUGCUGUUGCUGGGAAACCUCUUUACAGGCUCAGAGAGGAGAAUGCCUCUGGUAUUGCCAUGUGAAUUUUUUUCCAGCCAAGUGUAGACCAUGACUCGUGUUACAUGGGACUCAGUCAUCUGGAAGGGCACAAAGCAUGUUAAAUUUGCAGGACAGGAAAAAUCAAUUUGGUACUGUGCCACCAUGGGGACUAUUCACUUUGUUGGUACUAAGGACAAGUGUUUGUGCCCUGCUGAUCCAAGGGAGGACAUUUCUUACAGCACUCUGUGGCUAAGCCUGUGUUGCUGAUCCACGUCAAUGCUACUGAAGAUCCUCAGUGUCAACAUUGUCAAAAUAUAACUGAUACAUAUAAAUACAGGUUAUACAGGUUGCCAGAAUACCAAAGCUCCCUCCUGUGGAAAAGAAAUGAUGACUCCCUGAAAUAUAAAUCAAGGCAGUGUGUUCUGGAAGUUGGAUCUGCAGGAAGUCACAGAGCUGCUGGGAUGAAAGUGGAGCUGCUCUGUAAUAAUUUAUGAAUACAAUAUGUUGAGUUGACUAUUGGUCUUGAAUUAGGUGAGUUCUGUAAGUCUACUUAAGGGAAAAAAUGGGCAGAAAAUGUUUGGCAGGGGAGUGUCUCUCAGCAGCAAGUGAGUUUUAUAAAAUGUUAAUGUCCAUCUUGGUGGCCUGGGAGACUCUACUGAUGCUAUAGCCAGUCUGAAAAAUGCAUCUCAUCUAAAAUGGUGAAAUAAAACAGGCAUAGGAAAAAAGGCACAGAAAGAUCAAGAGCUCUGACUCAGAGCAGACAAGAUUUAAGUUUGAGCAGGCUGGAGAUGCAAGCUGGUACUGUAGUUCAGAGGGAAAAUAGGCUUGGUUGCUCUCCCAUUAAUGGAUGGAAAAGCCUGGGGCAGCACAAAUAUGCAUAUAGACUGUUAUUUUCAAUUCCAUUUAUUUGAAAUAUUUAAGUUUGCAUAUUUAAGAUUAAAUAUUUAAAUACCAUUCUAUUUUUAAUGAAGUGGCGUAUUCACAGACUCCCUAAAAGAAAAGUUGCAAAUCCAUUCAGACUGCCUGGGUUGGCACAGUUACAACAGACACAGUGUCCCAACACCCAGCAAAAAUUAAAGAAAUGUGAUAUCCUGCCUCUCCCCUGGAGAGAUGAAGUUGGGAAGCCUGACACAAAAAGAGAACUGAAGACAGACCAAGGAAAGGAUGAGGCCACAGCUAUUUCAUCACAACUUCAGGGCUCACAAAGUCAUUGAUUAGACAAGAGUGCCAGAAACAUGUUUUCAUGGCAGCAACAUACCUUUUAUUCAAUUUUCUUCUCCCUCAAAAAACAAGCAUAUAUGUGUUUUAGAGAGACAGCUUUUAAACAUUUUGAGAUAUUUUCAUACCUUAAAAAUUCAAACUGCUGAAGUAAAGUAAAUCUAUCCAUGCAUCUACCCAUGAGGAAAAUAAAAUUUUAAAAAGAGCAGGGAAUAAAAACUUUCUGUACAAUAAAUAAAGCUCUAGAACAUGCUUCAAGUUGCUUUUUUGUGUAGAAUAAUGGUACAGAUUUAAGACCUGAUAUCCUUGGACCUCUUAGGUUAAAAAGGAAAUACUGUGCUUCUGAUUAAAAAAGUAAUAUUUUCCUGCAGGUAUAGAAUUCCCAGCUGUCUGGCCUUGUGUAAUUUCAAAUAUCAGAAAUGUUCCAACAAAUGCUUGUCAACAUCACAGACAAGAAUUUUAGGCACUUAAAUUAGCACUGACAAAAAGGAAUCUGCUUUUUUGGGGCACUUUCUAGGUUAAUUUCAGGAGAAAUUGCAGGCUGUUGGAUGUUUUUGUGAAGCAGAUACAUUCCCAUAAAAACAGUCUGCAAGAGGAGAGAGCAAAAAGGGUCGAGUUGCUUUUUUUGAUGUGCUAUGAGUUGAGACUGAUAAUAGGAUCAGAAGUGAAGAGGACUGAACAAGAAGAUGUUUAAAAUCUCUUGUGACAUCUGAGCCAUGAACAGGAGACAAGAGAACAGGAGGAAAGCCUAUAGAGUAUGAAAAGAGCCCUCUAGAAAGAAAAAAAAUUAAAAAACAAAACAAAACUGUUAAGAGGAAAAGUGGAGAGUAUAAAAGGGGGUUGAAUAGUCUUUUCAAUAGAGAAAAAUAUAUGUGUAACAAAUACUUCCAAAUAGACAGGGAUUUUUGAUGUGACUCUCCUACCUCAUAUCUUGUGGGGCCAUUUGCAAGCUCACGAGGGUAGUGGGAGCCAAUUUUAGAACCUGAGUCUGUUCUUAAAAGAAAAAAAACUCUCACCUCCCACAGAUCUUGCUCUCAGUGGAUUCACAGUGCAAAGGACACUGGUAGUUGCUCAUGGCAUGUCCUUCCCCCCUAUCUUUUUCUCGCAGCACGGUUGAGGCAAAAAAAGGGCAUUUCCUGCACGUACUCUGACACAUUCCUCUCUAGAUGCUGUAAUGGCCUCCUACUUAUUUGCACCUGACAUAGGUUGGAAAAUUUCUAAUAGUUGAAAAAGCAUUUUUAUAUAAUAUCACCUCUUCACAUUAUCAAAGCUUCUGACAAAGAGUGCUUGAAUCACCAAUAGGAAACACCUCUGGAAAUGCUGGUGUGGUACACAAGGUACUGGUUUUCUAUUCAAGUCAAGCCUCAGCUAACACCUCACAAUGGUGGACAAGUCAUUAGUUUGCUGCAGGCACUAAUUCUCUGAUGACUCAAAAAUCUGAAGUCACAGUUAUGGUGUAUUUCUCACUGAAUAUACCACAGGUCUUUGUGUAUGAAUAGAGUCCUGAGGUUCCAGCCAAAUCCCUUCUCCUCCUGUUCUUCGUAUUCAUGGAGGUUUGGCUGAAUAAUGAAUUCUUAUUCCUUUGUCCUAAAUUGUCACAUAGGAGGGGGUGUACUGUGAAUGUUUCACCCUGGGAGUGGCUGCCUCUUAUUAAAAAUCAGAGUGAUCAAUAGAGGACCAUUACUUCCCUUACCGUGGUUUUCUGAGGCUUAAUUGUGUAAUAAUAGUUAUGAGGGAAAUAACUGCAUAGCUGAACAAGACAGAGAAUUGCCAGCUGUUAUUAUUUUUGUCAAAUAGGUGUGUGGAUGGGUGUACCUUUCUUCUUCAUGUAAAUGGAGAUUUGGCUACCACAGAAAAUUGAAAAGGAGUUCUCCAAAGAGAACUUCACACCCUUACAUUUAUUCCUUUCAAGCUUUAUGUAUUAUAAGUGUUUAAUGAUCUUAAUUUUAGCACAAGAACCUGAUUCAUUUAUUUAAACCUAUGACCUUUUCAGUUCUUAGUCCCCAAAGGUAACUUUGGGCUAGGGAAUCAAAAUCACUAAUGAGAAAGUAUAGCUUUAUUUUAGCCAGCAACCGAAAUCUGCACAGCUGGACCUUUUCUGUGUUCCUCAGAAAGGGAGCCUGGCACUAUUGCACUUUAGCUUCUUGCCAGUAGCAGACAAACAAUUGUAGGUCAUAGGCAGGUUUCAGAGAAGCUCUGAGGAUUAGCCCCUAAAAUUCUGGCUCUGAUUCUGCCUGCCCUCCAGGCACAGGGCAGUCUAUGAAGUCAAAGAGCAGUCCUACCCAAAGAGGGCUGAGAAAUCUGUGCUGAGAAAAGAGAUUUCAUUCAAAUUAUACCAACAUGGUUUUUAGAGUUUUUCUGCCUUUUUUCACAUACUGUUGUUAAAAAUUGACUUUUUCUUAAGACCAUACUUUAUAAUUUCAUCUCUAGUGGGGCAAAAAGUGGUACUAAAGUACCAAUAUACUCAUGCACUGGAACUAAUAUUGAUGCAAAAAAAAAAAGUAAAAAAGCCUUUCAGCAAAAAAUAUCUGUGGCAGCAAGAUAUAAAGGUGCUGUCAAAAGGCAUUUUGCUUUUUUAUGUGACUUUUUCUGACUAGAAUUAGAAUAUUCCACCUCCCUUUUUGGGCUAUCUCAAGAAAAACACAAAAUGGUAAAUGUAUCUAAUGUAGAUUUAAUAGUUAUUGAAACAAUAUAGCACAAUAAAAGUGAUUCAGUUCAGCCUCUUAAGGUGUAGUAUUAACAAUACACAUUUAUUUAUAUAUUUUGCAUUGCUAAAAAAAUCUAUUCAUCACCUUAUUUCAAAUAUACAAGAAUUCUAGCACGCUUUCAAAAGAAGCUUUCUUUUCAAGCUAAUCACUUGCUACUUUAUAUGCCUAUUGUUCUUGUAUUAAUUAAAAUGAAAAUAUUUUCUUAAUAUCAUGACAAUAGACCAUUAAAUGUAUCCAGCAAAAUCAUUCUGUAGGUCUUUUUAAUAUGGCCUUUCCUCUCAAAGCACAGCCCAGUGCUGAGAUCCAGCAGGACCACUGCUCUUGAUUUCAGUUCACUCCGCAUCAGGUUGGGCGUGAUGAUGUCUCAUAGCCUCUCGUGAAAUGAACCCAGGCCCAAGGCAAGCAGAAUGAUUUCUUUUACAUGCACCAUGAAUUUUUGUCACUUUCUGACAACUCAGACUAUAUUAGAAGACUUCAGUGCAUCUCUAGGGUAUGAGCUAUUAUUGCAAAUGCUGAUUUUACUAAUACUGGUAGGAAAGAUGAGCCUCAGCUGCCUGACUUGGUAAAUAAAAAUGUCUGGUCUAUGUAGUCAGACAUGGAGGUGAUGUAUUUUUACAGAUUUUUCCUUUUUAACGGUGGCCUGCAGUUUUCCACAAAAUGCCAUUUUGUUUUGAAGCUCAGAGGGUGUGUGUAUAGACUAAACCUUUCAUAUGGAACUUUUAGAUAGUCCUGUUGCACAUCAGAUAUAAAGCACUUCUUCUCAGUCUAUAUUUCUAUGGAGAAUAUAUUGAACAAAAUUUAAUUUUGUUAAAUAAAUAGAAAACUGUUUCUCAAUAGAACAAAAAAGUAUAUAUAUAUAUUUAGUAUUGCUCCUUGUUUCUCUUUCUUCCAAGUGUAGGUCUAAAUUCUUUCUAUUCUUCUCUGUUUAGGUUUUUGUAGGAUAUGUUGGACUUAAAUGCACAUGUCUAAGGAUGGGAUAUGGCUAGCUUUCUAUCCUAGAAGUAGGUACUGCUGGCAUCCUGAUUUGGAGAGGCACUUCUGACUUGUGCUUUCUCCACUUUCUGAGGGACAUCACAAGGGUGUUUGUUCAGCAAACCAUGUGAAAUAUUUUUUAACUUUUGACCUGUUAAUCUCAGUUCCCUCCAUGCCAGUAUAGCCCUGAUGGCUGGGAUGGGAGCAGGCAAAGCCAGAAGGCAUCUCUUCCUUGCCCAGCUCUGCCCAGUCCCCACCACCUCAGGCAGCAGGACUGCAGCACUGAUUCCUCUGAGCCGGCCAGAUGCUCCUCCAGCCACCACAAGGGGAGUCCCAAAAGCUUCUCCUUCCUUUCCACAAGCUUGUAGUCCAUGCUGCAUUCAAGCUGACUGGCUUCAGUGCAAUGCUCAUGAAAACUGAAGCAGGGGGAGGAGAACAGAAAUUAGCCACAGAACAUCAUGUUUUCCUAGUGUAUGCUUGUUGUGGGGAAGGCAUUCUCCAGAGUGUAUGCUUCAAAAGGUAGGAAGUUAAAAUGGAGUUCCUGGCCAUAAGAAAUAUUGACAGCUAAAAAAACCUACUCAUAUUUAAAUAUUUAGUAUCUUGAAAUCUUAAAAGAAAGCACCCAGCACACUGUCAGGAUAAGCAUCUUUGCUCUGACAAUGAGGGUUAUGGAUUAGGCCCAAACUGGCCAAACUCUAACAGAACUCCCUACCUUUAAAAUAAUCUUUAUGAUUAGAUCAGAAAUGUUGCCAAGUCUAUGUAGCUUACAAAGAACUGCAAGUUCUUCUAAGAUUUUGUCUCUUCUUGCUAUGUGGUGUUGGCUGACCAAGAUCUAAUAUUAAAUACCUGACUGUUCUAGUACCCUUUAUUCAGUGUUCAUGAUGUGACUUUUUAAAUGAAGUCUGUGAUUUGAUACCUAGACAUUGUUCAAGUCAAUAUCCUUGGCUUCUGCGUUAUAGAGACAAGAAAACAAAACUUUUGGAACUUGUGUUACUGGCUUUUUGUAUGCGCUAAAUGGCCAUUUGUGAAACUUGACAACAUAAAUUGUACUACUGAUAGUAAAUGGGGUUUUUUUGCACUAGCCUUUGAGAGCUGUAACACAUUUCAGUAUUUUUACAAUGUAUCCUCUAGAAAGUGUGAAUCUAUUUGUCAGUUCUGAAAAAAAUAUGUAACAAUGAAACCUCAAAAGAUGUUAUGAAGUGUACAGUUUGUGAUAAUUUUAUAUUUAAAAAAGACAAGAAAAAUAAAAUAAUUCAUUUGAAAUAAUUUUAUUCUAAUUGUUUCAUAUGUAUUUUGAACAAGAAAUAAAGUGAUUAAAAUUA